This is a messenger RNA of Cladocopium goreaui, 2229 nucleotides long. NCBI's taxonomy places the organism in Eukaryota, Dinophyceae, Suessiales, Symbiodiniaceae. The record is from the annotation of a GenBank genome assembly.
AUGAGCGAGAGCAGGACGGAGAACCACGACUUGACAGGCAGUGCACGAGAGAUUUGGGUGGUUUCAGAGUCCUGUUCCAAUGUGGAUGGGAUCCUCGUCAGGAGCGGGCCAGACCUGAACUCUGACGUUCUGGGGCGACUCGCACCGGGUGCCAGAGUUCAGGCAGAUCCGCCAACGGCUGGCCGCGUACAUUAUACGCUCAUCUCAGGUGCACCUGAAAGCCCAAAGAUCGGCUGGGUGAGCCUGAGAGCCAAUGGAAAGGAUUUAAUACUGAAGGAGGUAGUCACUGAGGAUGCGAAGGCCAAAGAGAGUCUGCCAUCGAAAAACGCCCUCGCGCUCGCAAAUUCUGUGGGUGCAGAGGAGUCAGUCCAUUGGGAAGUCACCGGAACAAAAGCAGAAGGUCUGCUGGUGAGGACUGGAGCUUCCUUGAGCUCCGAGAUGUUGUCGAGGCGUUUGGCCAAAGGAGCCACGCUGCGGCAGAUCGAAUUGGACCAGGCAGGUGGCCGUUUGCACUACGAGCUGUUGAAAGGAGAGGGUCCAAAAAUUGGAUGGGUCAGUUUGCAUGCAAGCGGCCAUCAAUUGGUGAGGAGGAUACCAAAGGAUCCAAAGGUGAAGCCAGGGCAGCCCAAGACCUCCGAAGUCAUGUUGCACACUGACUACUCAGGCAUUCCACGUGGCGCCUGCACGGGCUGUCGGGAAUGUCAACUUUGGCAGUUUGAAACCAUGAGCUCCGUGGAGUGGGGUGGACCGGACACCAACACCACCAUUGAGGACCGACGUCAGUCGUACGACCGAAAGAUGCGAGGCUACCAGGAGAAGCGGAAAGGCAUCAGUGCCAGCUGCAGCUGUGGCUGUGCAGCAGAGCUGCACCUGGAUCUCAGUGGCUGGUUGGACGCCGUGCGCGCAGCUGCAAGGCCAUUUCGUGAGACCUACGAGGUGGCUAUUCGCAAGGACCCAGCAUAUCGGCAUCUGGGACGAGCCAUCGGUACAGCCAAACCACGGCGUUUGCCACGGGUCGCACAGAUUCCAGCGGCCGCUUUGCAGUGGUCCCAUGAGGAGGUUGCCAUGUUUCUCCUGUCGUUGGGGGUCUAUGAUCCUCGCAAUGAUGGGACUAAAGGUGAUGCCAGUGGAAUUCGUGGAACUCGUGUGUCGGUCAUUUGCCCCACCAGUGAGAAACGUCACGCCUUUCAUCCCUUGUUGUACCAGAGCUUCACUUCGCAAAGCUACGAGGAGAAGGAGCUGGUGGUGGUGGAUACUGGCAGCAGACCAUCGAGUUUUUUCUUGGCGAAGGCAGCGGAAGAUUCGCGGGUCAUCUAUCGACAUUUCCAUGUGGAUGACUCCAGAGAAAACGAUCCAAUGUCAGCUGUGAUCCUCAACGAUGGUUUCAACAUGCUAACUGGUGAGGAUGUGAAGAAGAGGCGUGGCUUGAGCUUCAAACCCACGAGUGGCUGGUCCUUGGGUUUCAAGAGAAAUCUCUGCUGUCAUUUGGCCCAUGGGCCCAUCAUCGCCCACUUUGAUGACGACGACCUGUAUGCUUCUUGCUAUUUGCAGCACAUGUGCCAUGCGCUGCAGCGUGGUACAGCAUCAUUAGAUCGACCUUUAGCUUGUACCCUAGCUGAGUGGCACAUGAUGGACGUCAAGGAUCAGAGUUUCGGCUUCUUCUCUCCCAACCGGGAGCCCUUGUUGGAGCAUGAACAGCGGGAGUCUUUUCAGUAUGGCUAUGGCUUCUCCUUUGUGUAUACCAAAGCUGCUUGGGAAUUGGUGAAAUUCCCAGAUACUGAAUGGUCUGAGGAUGGAGACUUCAUGGGUCGAUUGCAGUUGAAGAAGGUUCCAAUCGAGCUCGUCCGGUCCGGUGAUGCUUUCCCACUAGCAGCUCACACCCAUCAUUCAUACUCAACCAGUGGUGGGGAGCUCUAUGGCAAUGUGCGCUUGGGCUACGCGGUGCCAAGUCCCGAGGCCUUCCAGCAGCUGCUGCCGACGGUGCGGAGGGUGGCGGCAGAUUCCAGGGUGGGACUUGGAGCUCAGCAUCCAUUGAGGGCAGAAAUGCAUCGCGUGCUGGAUGGCUAUGGAUACCCACCCACAGAGAUUCGAUGGCACGAGAAGGAACAGUUCUUCAAGAGAAAUCCCAACUUUGGGCGACCUGUGGCGACCCCUCAGCAGAAAAGCUGGUACCAGGAGUGGCAACCUCCCAGCACUUGGCGAGGGAACCAAAUUGGCUUUGGCUUUUAG